Messenger RNA from Cavenderia fasciculata, 2958 nucleotides. RefSeq lists its product as uncharacterized. Lineage: Eukaryota; Evosea; Eumycetozoa; Acytosteliales; Cavenderiaceae. The record is from RefSeq and is a predicted model, not a curated record. The transcript is spliced from 2 exons. Bases 1 to 2958 code for a protein of 985 amino acids. Gene Ontology annotation, molecular function: GTP binding.
AUGGAGACUGAAGAAAUAAAUAAUACUACAACAAAGUCUACAGCAACAGCAGCAGAUACAACUGUCAAAAGGACUGUCUUGUUAAUAGGGUCGACAGGUAAAGGGAAAAGUACAUUGGCAUCUGUGAUUAGUUCAACGUCACAUGAAUUUAAAUCAAAGGAUGCGUCUGUUGGAGUGACCAAGGAAUGCAAGAAAAAGUUGUUUAAAAAGAUUAAAGGCUUUGAGAACUUGCAUCUGACACUACUCGAUUCACCGGGAUUACACGACCCAAACAUAUCACACGACUCUAUCUUUAACAAUAUCGCCGAGACAUGUUAUGCACUCAGAGGAACGGGGAUCAACCAAAUCAUUUUUGUCACACGUGGUAGAUUCGAUCAAAACGAGAUCGAUGUCUUGGUAACGAUGAUCGACGCUCUGUUUGGUGGUGAUAUGGACUAUUUAAAGUACACUACUAUUGUCAGAACACAUUCAGACUUUUACCAAAACAAACAAAAGUGUGACAGUGAUCUAGAGAAACUCAAAAAGAUCGAUCCCAUGGUCGGUGACAUUAUCGAUGCUUGCAAUGGUGUGCUCUAUGUCGACAACUCAAUGACGAGUGAUAACAAGAGAUCGGUCGACUCGAAGCGGUCUCGUGAAAUCGUCCUCAACCAUCUGAUUGAUAACUGUCAAGAGACGUUCUACCCAACUGCCAUGCGAGAGAUGUACGAACAGCUGCGUCCGGUCAUGAUCAAGAAAAAGGGACUGUUGAACAAGCUCAAGAACCUUACCAUUGGAGACGACUCGACCCAAAAAGACAAUGCAAUGACCGAAGAAGAAAAGAUCAAUGCUGAAAAGGAACUCGAAAAGAUCGACUUGGCAGCCAGUCGGAUCAUCCAGAAAAUCGUCAAAGAAACAGGGGACAACCAAGGUUGGAAAAAGUCAAAGUCUACCAAGCCAACAACGACUGGCUCGCCAUCAACAAUCAAACGAGUCAAAGGUCUUAUUAAAAAACCAAAAAAGGAAGAUAGCUUUCUUGGAACCACCAACAAAAAAGUGGUGGUAGGAGCUAGCCGCGCAGCACCAGUUGAAGAAGAAUCAGAAGAGGUCAAAAAGCAAGCAGAAGAAGUUAAAAAAAUGGAAAAGAAACUAGAGGAAAUGAAGGCAAUGAAGAAACAAUUGGAAGAAGAAGAGAAAAAGAUGGAACUAGAAAAGAAAAAGGCACAAGAUGAAAUGAAAAAGACAAAAAAGGCUGAAAAGGCUGAAAAGGCAAAGGCAUUGGCUGCAGAGUUGGAAAAGAAUCCUCCCAAGGAAAAGGAUACAUCUACUACUUCUUCCUCCAAAUUCUCUACUAAAUUCAUUUCAAGUGUAUUUGAUAAAAAGGAAAAGAAGGAUGUCUCAAAAGAACCAUCAUCAUUAUCAUCAUCACCUGCUACCGUUGUUGUUGCAGACAAACCAAGAGAGGUCUCCAAGAUAGAGGUGACAAAAGCAAGAUUAUUUGAAGCUGCCAAUAGUGGUCCAUCACCAUCCAUUAAACCAAAAUCAGGUGUAGUUGCAAACAAGAUUAAAUCUUUAAAUGAAAAUACUAAUAAUAAUAAUAACUCUGCAACAUCAACAAAACCAACUACUACUACUACAACUACUACAACUACCUCUUCUGCAACACCAACAAAAGGUGUUUUGAAACGUGCCCCAGCAGUAUCACAGUUAAAAACAACAACAGCAACAACAACAACAACAACCACCACAAAAAAGGAAACCAAUACCAAUACUGUAAAAUCAUCACCUACUUCCAAACCUGCUGGAUCUGUAUUAAAUAGAAUCACUCAAAUUGAAAAGAAUAAUCAACCUUCUUCCUCCCCAACCAAACCAAAAGAUAUUCCUGCCAAACCAAAGGAACACCCCAAAACUCAAGUAACAUCAGAGUCACCCAAAACAACAAAUAUCACCACCACCGCCACCACCAUUCAAGACAAGAAGGAUGAAGUUGCCGUUGUCGGGUCUCCUUCUACCUCUAGCAAAGGAGCAAACUUUCCAAAUAUUAAAAAAUGGUUACCUCGUGGUGGAAAUGAAUCAUCAAAAGAACCAAAAGAGAAAAAGGAACCAAAGGAACCAAAGGAAGUCAAACCAGUAAAAGAAAAGAAAGAAAAGGAACCAAAACCAAUCAAGGAAAAGAAAGUAGAAGAUGAAAAUGUAGGAGGAGGAGGAGGUGACUCUGCAGAGUCAUCAGGAGCUCUCAAGAUUUCAACAAAGAACUUCCCAUCAUUCCUUGGAUUUAAAAAGACGGAAAAGAAAGAAAAGGAACCAAAACCAUCAGACAUUGCAGAAAAUGAUGAAAUUAAAAGUUCAUCGGAUGGUAUUCCAUCUCCAUCAACACUGUCUCCAUCUCAAUCGAGUCCUCCAAUCGCUAAAAAAGGAACCAUCUCUAGAUGGUUAACAAAUAAUAUGAAAAGUUCAAUGGGUGACAACAAAGAUCCAAUUCAGUCUCCAGACAUUACCAAUCCUCUUCCAUCCACAGAUGAUAUGCCAGACCCAGAUUCAGAUGACUCUGAUGGUAUCUUUGAUACUAGCGACGAGGAAGAAGAUGAUGAUGAUGAACAAGAAAGUCAAGAGGAAUCAGAUCAAGAAGAGGAAGAAGAAGAAGAAGAGGAAUAUGAAGAAAUAGAGGUAGAGGAAACAGAUGAAGAAGAAGUAGAAGAAGAAGAACAAGUUAUUGAAGUAACAGAUGAUGAGUAUGAAGAAGUAGAAGUAGAAGAGGAAGAGGAAGAGGAAGAGGAAGAGGAAGUAGAAGUAGAAGUUAUAGAAGUAACAGAUGAUGAAUAUGAAGAAGUAGAAGUAACAGAUGACGAAGAAGAAGAAGAGGAAGAGGAAGUAGAGGUUAUCGAAGUAACAGAUGACGAAUAUGAAGAAGUAGAAGUAACAGAUGAAGAUGAAGAUGAAUAUGAAGAAGUAGAGGUUGAAGUAACAGAUGAUGAAGAAUAA